CUGUCAAAUCCUUCCUGUCAACAUGCGCUCCUUCGCUGUCAUUGCUACCUUCCUCCUGGUCGCUCAGGCGCAAGCCUUCGACGCCAAAGAGACCAUCCAAUGCAUUCAGAACCACAUGCAGACUGCUCUGAACAACUCUUUCGACGAUAUCGGGGACAGAUUCGACAACAUCGACGGACACAGGCAGGAGCUCACAAAGUCGCUCCGGAACGAGCUGGAGGAAAUCCGCGAUACCUUCCAGGAGAAUUUGGAGAAACGAAUGCAGGAAAUCGAUACCAAUUGCGAUGAGGAGGAGGGCAUGAUCAACAAAGCCAAGUGCGCCUCCGCUUCAGAGUCCAGAUCAUCCUCGCUGCCAGCUCGGAAGCUACAGCCGCUCUCAAAUCCGCAUCCAAGGCCAUCUACGGCCACACCAAGGACUUCGGUGGUAAGGGCAUGGACUCCAUGAAGAAUCUCGGACAGAUGAUCAUGGAUGGACUCCCCAAGCUCAUGCAAGCAGCCAGAGAAUGCUUUUGAAGACCGAAGCGUCCAUAUUCCCCCGAGGUCAUCGAUAAUUUCACAACUGCAUGAGAAUAAAUGAUGGUCUUCGAAAUCCGUCGCU
This is a messenger RNA of Galendromus occidentalis (western predatory mite), 598 nucleotides long. RefSeq lists its product as uncharacterized. The transcript is spliced from 3 exons. The record is from RefSeq and is a predicted model, not a curated record. Lineage: Eukaryota; Metazoa; Arthropoda; Arachnida; Mesostigmata; Phytoseiidae. The coding region runs from base 23 to 445 and encodes 140 amino acids.